AUGGAUGAGACAAGGUUGUUUAGAAAUUUUAUGAAUACUACGGCAUUCUGUUCUGAGUUAGAGAAAUUGGAUAUUCCUUUUUACAGAUCAAUUGACUCAGAAUUCAGCGAAAAUUUGAAAAAUGUUUCUACAAGAGUUUUGAAAAAUAUUCAGCUGCUUUUUUCAAAGGUUGACAAGAAUAGAGCGUCUGAUUUUGUAGAUGUUGAAGAUAUUGAGAAUCGAUGGAUGGAGGUUUCUGAUACCUUGGAUAUUCUUUUUGAGAAAACAGAUUAUUGCCUAGACAAGUUUAAAGGUUUAUUAAAGAAACCAAAGAUUGAGUCAAGCCCUUUGCCUGCUGCCGCUCCAAAGAAGCAGAAGAAAGAAAAGCUUCCUUACAGAAUGAUACAUGCUGCUCAUUUGCCAAAGCCUCAGCUACGCUUUCAAAAUUCACCAAAUAACGAUAGAGAUCUUAAUUGGUUUUGGAAGCUCACUGAAAAACCAAACGCGCUUGUGCCUUUGGAUAAACUUGUAACGCAAGUUGAAUCAGACCCCAGUUUGGCCAACUCUUUGCCCCAUCCUUAUGGAACCGAAAUAAAGAAUAACCGAUACCCUCCUUGGGUUUAUGAGAUGACAAACCCAAUUGAUACUGGACCUGUUGAGGAAACCGCCCCUAUUUGGGUUGAUACCGAGGAAGCUUUAAAGGAUAUGCUGAAAGAGUUAAAAGAAAGCAAUGCUAUCGCAAUCGAUUUGGAACACCACGAUUACCGGUCUUUUCGGGGAUAUGUUUGUCUUAUGCAAAUAAGUAAUCGCAAAUACGAUUGGGUGGUUGAUACUUUGCAGCUCCGUGAAGAGUUACAAUGUUUAAAUGUUGUCUUCACAGAUCCUAAAAUAAUAAAAGUACUCCAUGGUGCUAAUAUGGACAUUAUUUGGUUACAACGUGACUUCGGUCUUUAUAUUGUAAACAUCUUUGACACAUAUUGUGCAACCAAAGUUUUGGGGUUUGAAGGGCAUGGCUUGGCUUUCCUUCUGAAGAAGUAUUGUGACUAUGAGGCUGACAAACGAUACCAAAUGGCUGAUUGGCGAAUUCGUCCAUUGCCAAAGGAUAUGCUAUCCUAUGCGCAAUCUGACACCCAUUACCUAUUGUAUAUAUGGGAUCACCUUCGUAAUGACCUACUUGAGAAUUCUACCAAGAGAAAAGAGAACCUCCUACAAACCGUGGAGAACAACAGUAAACAAAUUGCUCUUCGUAAAUACGAAGUUGAACCAUACGAUCCUGUGUACGGUCUAGGAACGGACGGUUGGCGUAAUGUCCUUUCCAAAUUUGGUUCUACAAAAAUAAUCGGAAGGGAGGCAAUUUCAAUUUUUAGAGCUUUACACGAUUGGCGUGACAGUACUGCACGUAAGGAAGAUGAAAGUGUCCGGUAUGUUAUGCCCAACCACUUGUUAACUACUAUUGCUGCGAAUAAACCGAUGGAAACUUUAGACCUACUUUCUAUAAGCAAGCAGCUCACCCCUCUUGUCCGUAUGUAUGCCGAUGAAAUAGUGCAAGUUAUACGUGAUGCUGAAAAUGCUUUUAAUAAGAAAAUUGAUGAAGAGCAAGCCUUUGGAAUGACUAAUGAAGCUGUUUCAUUUAAGACCUCCGUCGCUAGCAAUGCCGUUGAAGAGUAUGAUAAGACUGCUCCUAACCUUGAUAUUUUUGAGCCAAGUAAGAAGAAUAUUACAGCCUUGAAAAAAUUAAUGGCCAAAACAUCAGAUCUUUUUACUGCUCAAGUAACUUUUCCAUCUACUUCGAAUGAUAGAAAGGAAAAACUGCUGUCCGUGACUGAGAAGAUAUCUCUGAAUGUUAGUCCAAAUGUCGAACAUCAAACUACUACAGUGCAGGAAGAAAAUUUUUCCAAAGAGCGUUCCGAUGAGUCUAAUUUACAAAACGAAACAACUACUGAAAAACAACCCGAGAAAGGUGAAAGUGAAGAAAACUCCAUAGUCGUCCGACAACUUGGCAUAAAUAAAAAGAAGCGUCCAUCUUCAGCAAUGAAUACAAAUAUGCCAUCGUUGGAUGAUACAAUAAAUCCAACGGAUCAAGCCUUGCCUGUUGCUAAUGAUAGCGAAGAUAUGAGUUCAUCAAAGAAAAAGAGACAAAGGAAGAAAAAGAAAAAAGAAACCCAAAAUGCAGGUUCAUUUCCUGUUGCUGAUUCUGAAACUCAAGGAGGUCCGACUUCAAGCGAAGCUUUUGACUAUUCCAAUCAAGAUAAUUUCCUGUUGAAAAUGGAUGAACGAAAGCGAGUUGUACGAAAUCAAAAUGAAAAGAGCUUUAAUCCGUUGAACAGAGCUACUCAGGUAAGACGGAAUGUCAAAGAGCUUAAAAAGCCUAAAGUACCUGAGGGAAAAAGUACCUCGUUUAAGAAAAAUUGA
Molecule: messenger RNA, 2391 nt
Organism: Schizosaccharomyces osmophilus
Lineage: Eukaryota; Fungi; Ascomycota; Schizosaccharomycetes; Schizosaccharomycetales; Schizosaccharomycetaceae
Gene: rrp6
Product: exosome 3'-5' exoribonuclease subunit Rrp6
Exons: 2
Coding region: 1-2391 (796 amino acids)
Biological process (GO): nuclear polyadenylation-dependent snoRNA catabolic process; histone mRNA catabolic process; nuclear polyadenylation-dependent antisense transcript catabolic process
Cellular component (GO): nuclear exosome (RNase complex); nucleolus
Molecular function (GO): nucleotide binding; 3'-5'-RNA exonuclease activity; nucleic acid binding
Source: RefSeq, a predicted model, not a curated record